Messenger RNA from Adineta steineri, 360 nucleotides. Lineage: Eukaryota; Metazoa; Rotifera; Eurotatoria; Adinetida; Adinetidae. The record is from the annotation of a GenBank genome assembly.
AUGGGAACUAAAAUGAACAAUGACAAGAAAAAUGAAGAAGAUAGAGAAGCUAUUGCCGUAGAUUAUUGGAAUAUGUCUGAUGCUGAAUUUAAACAACGACUUCUUACGAGUGUCAAAAAUGACAUACAUCGUAAAGCAAAAAUUCAACAAUGGUUAGAAGUAGAUCCUACUUUAUUACAAUUAGGUCGACAAUAUAGUUAUUUGAUUGCAAAUGUUUAUGCAUUGAAAAUGGAACAAGAUUUUUGGAAAACUUAUCAAGGUCAUACACGUAUCGAAGCUCUUUGGUUAUCACAAAUGUCAAAGCCUAUGCUUAAACGCAAUAAUAUUAGUGAAGCAUUUUUUAAAACAGAAAUUUUAUGA